This is a messenger RNA of Entelurus aequoreus (snake pipefish), 1089 nucleotides long. RefSeq lists its product as uncharacterized. Bases 406 to 1062 code for a protein of 218 amino acids. Lineage: Eukaryota; Metazoa; Chordata; Actinopteri; Syngnathiformes; Syngnathidae. The transcript is spliced from 6 exons. The record is from RefSeq and is a predicted model, not a curated record.
UAUCCGUGAUAUUUGCAUUAGUGUACUGUGUCUUUAAGGGUUUGGGGAACGCGCAUGCGCGAGUGAGUUGGCGGAGAACUUGAGUGUGUGUGAGCGUGACUUUUGGCUAACAGCAGCUCGUGUAUGUGUGUGCGUUACUUUUUGAACUACAACCAGUUACCGCUUGUUAAUAAAGCGAUUGAGCAAUUUGUUUAAUGGACAAUAGAGACUGCAAAUAAGAAAGUUGGAGCCGGUGGAGCGGCGGACUACAGCAACACCAACACCAGGAGGUUGUGUUGUGUUUUGAGCAGGAUAACAGACGCACUACGGUAGAGUUGAAGGAGACUGCACAGCGGCUGGCUUCCUUGCUGCAAGCAGUCCUGCCUGGGGCAUCACCUACAAACAAUUCGGAAAACCAAAACCAAAAUGACGGACAAUGAUUCCGGCAGCAGUCCUUCUCAACAGAGCAGAACAUGGCCAGAUCCUUCCCAGCACUCUUUAAAAAAAAAAAACUCUGGGAAAAGGAGACAAUCUUUUCCCCCAGAUGUAAAAAAAGGGCACAGUACAAAAUCUUUUUUGAUGCAGUUUUACCUGGUGAAUAAACAUAUUGAGAAGACUACAAAAGCAGCAGAGGAACUGCAACUGUUACAGGCAGGGAUGGGACGGCGGACCAUUAAUGUAACAGAGGAUGCAGAUCAUUUAUGGUUGUCCAGAAAACUUGAAGAGACUUACGCCAAAAUGAUCCAUUUAAAAGGAGCAUGGAUGUUAUAUAAGGCUGUUGGUGGAUCUGGUCAAAGAAAACUUUGUAUUCUGCCACCUGAAGCAGAAGGUUACACAGGCCGUUACCUCAGUGCAGUAGGACGUGGGAAGUCAGCACUGUACAUUGUACCGGUUCAAGGCAAUCUGGAUAUGACACCCCUUCCAAACUGUGCAAAGGAAUUUGAAAGGAUUCCAAAAGUGACGUGCCAUACCUGCUCAGUGGGCAUGCCGGUUCAGUUACUAGCAGCGCAUGUGGCAUUUUGUGGAAGAGACAAGAUCUUAGACAUCACCAUUGAACGGGCAAGACUGUUUUGUUCACGAUGAUGGAUAAUUAGAUUCAAUAUUCUUUUG